ACAUCUUGAGUUUUUGAGUUGUUUUAUUAGUUUUUAGAUUUCAAGUAACCUGUAAAUGCUGUAAAAGCUGUUAUACAACUUUUCUUGACAACAUGGGUUUGUUUAUUAAAAUGCAUUCGACCUUAAUUAAUAUUCAAAUUCGAUUGGACAAAGUACGUGACUGCAUCCACAUACCUCAAUUCCUUUGUGUUUUUAAACGAAAUUGAUGUUAUACGAAUUUAUAGUAACUGUCCUUUAAUGCUGAUGUGUAAUCAAUCGACCUAAAUUCAGUUUUAUGUAAUACAUAGUUUUAGCUGCAACAAAUAAUGGUGCACAACUGAGGUCCGGACAUAUUCUGCUUUUGAAAUUAAAUAAAAAAUAUUAUUGAAAAAAAUGGCAAGAUAUUUUGAAAACACAACUAUAUUCAACUUCAGCUGGGAUCAAGUCGCUCUGGGGUAUUGGAAGAGGUAUCCCAAUCCACAAAGCACACAUGUGCUAUCAGAGGACACCUGCAGCCGACAAGUAAAGAAUGGGUGCCUUUACACAAAGCGACUGCUAACCAAGACCAACAGGGUGCCCAAAUGGGGGGAAAGGUUCUUCAGUGCGAAGUCGGUGAAGAUAAUAGAGGAGAGCAUAGUUGAUCCAGAGAAGAAGGUUUUGGUCACUUACACCAGGAAUUUGGGAUACACUAAAGUUAUGAGCGUGGUGGAGCGCGUGGAGUACAGUAUGUGCCUGUCCCCAGAGCGUGGUGGAGCGCGUGGAGUACCGGCCGGCGGGCGCGGGGCAGACGGUGGCGCGGCGCUGCGCGUGGAUCGACUCGCAGGUGUUCGGCUUCUCGCGCGCCAUCCGCGCCUUCGGCCUCGACCGGUUCCGCAAGAACUGCAACCAGAUGGUGAACGGCUUCAACUUCGUCCUGCACAGCAUGUUCCCGCGGCAGGCGCCCGCGCACCCCAUGGCGCCCAUGGCGCACACGCUCAAAGAGAUGCGCGAGGCCGCCGCCGCCGCCACCGACCGCGCCAAGGCCAACGUGCUCUCCUCCGUCAACCGCAGCUAGGACGACUGAGGCGCUCCCAGGACGCUCCCCAACACGUGCACAUGCAAGUGAACAACACAUAAAUACAUUUCAAAACACAAGUGAAAUGUAAACAAGUGUUACACGAGGACAUUGUAGAACACACGUUAAAUAUACAGUUGAAUAAUGCAGUACACAUAAGAACAUUUCAAAACACGUGUGAAAUAUAAACAAGUGUUACACGAGGACAUUGUAGAACACAUUAAAUAAUACACUUUAAUAAUGCAAUACACUGAACAAUUCGAAACACAUGUGAAAUGUAAACAAGUGUUACACGAGGACAGUGUAGAACACACGUUAAAUAUACAGUUGAAUAAUGCAGUACACAUAAGAACAUUUCAAAACACAUGUGAAAUGUAAACAAGUGUUACACGAGGACAUUGUAGAACACACGUUAAAUAUACAGUUGAAUAAUGCAGUACACAUAAGAACAUUUCAAAACACAUGUGAAAUAUAAACAAGUGUUACACGAGGACAUUGUAGAACACACGUUAAAUAUACAGUUGAAUAAUGCAGUACACAUAAGAACAUUUCAAAACACGUGUGAAAUGUAAAGAAGUGUUACACGAGGACAUUGUAGAACACACGUUAAAUAUACAGUUGAAUAAUGCAGUACACAUAAGAGCAUUUCAAAACACAUGUGAAAUACAAACUAGUGUUACACAAGGACAUUCCUGAGUGAACGUGAAAUACUCCUAUAAAUAGUUGAUGAAGACAUUUUUAAACACAUGUCAAAUGUAAGUAGGCGUGACACAAGGACAUUCCUGAACACACAAUGAAAAUACAGUAUGCAAUACAUUUCAAAACACAUGUGAAAUGCAACCAAAUGAUACUAACAAAUAACCACGAGGACAUUCCGCAACACACGUGAAAAUAUUUAAACUAAGUGACACAAUAUAUAUUUUUAAUAUGUAUUUAUAGUAUGGAAAUAUUUUCAUGAGGUUCGCCAAACUUGGUUAACCAAUUUAUGUGACACAUGACAACAUUUAAAAAAUAUGUUUGAUAUACUUAUAGUAAAACACACAAGAAAUAUUUAAAAAAUUAAGAAACAAACGUAACAUAAAAUACUUGCAAAAAACAUGAAAAUAUUUCCAAACACAUGUAAAUAUAAUCCUCUCAAGUGACACUAUAAACAAGGAUAUUCCUAAACACAAAUCUAACCAAGUGAAAAAUACAUAAAAUACAUCUUAAACAGACACUAAUACAUUUUGAAACACAUUAAAUACAAUUAUGCCAAGUGAGACACACUUUUAGAAAAGACAUUUUGCAAACAAUUUUGGUUUUUGUCAGAAACAGUCUCGAUAAGUUGUUGUGUAAUAUAAUAUUAUUAUUUUAUGAUAGGCCAUGCAUUUUCACUUUACUCACUAGUGCUAACAAGUCAUCAUUAUAGCCUAUUAUAAACGUGCCAAUUCAGGAACAGGCCUCCCUAGUUAUAGGAAAGUUGAUAUGAAGUUAAGUCCAAUGCUGGUUAGUUGGAAUAAAUAGCCUCAAUAGCUCAACAAUAAGAGUGGUCGGACUUAUCACCGAGGGGUGAUGGUUUGAUCCCUGCCCCGUUGGUCUAUUGUCGUACCCACUCCUAGCGCAGUCUUUCCCGAUUAAUUGGAGGGGAAUUGGAAUAUUUGUCAUAUUAAAAAAAAUAUAUGGCAAAUAUUCUUUAAAAAGAAAUUAUAUAAAAUGAGAAGAAUUUCAUUGCAUGCUCUGUGCUUCCACCACUUGAGAACCUAAUUAAAAUUUAGUGAUAGUUGGUAAAGUAAAGUAUACAUUUCCUUGAAAAAGUACAAUUAAACAUUAAAUUCAUAAAUGUUUUAGCUUUGAGAAAAAUAAAAAAUGAGAAUUAUAUUUAGCGAUAUACACAAAUAAAUUGUAUAAAUUAUAAUAGUGUCUUGUGCAUUUACUCUUACAAUAUUCGUCUUUCAUACAAUUUAAUAGGAGUAAGUGCAUAAUACACUCUUGCAUAAUAUAUAGGUAAGUAUAAGAUAUUAAAUAUUAUAAAUAUAAUAAUUAAAUAUUUAAACUACAAGUGUUUACAAUAAACAAAAUCUGCUUGCCAUAUUAUUUGUAAAAGGAUUGCAAUUUUUAAAUGUAACUAUCAAGAAUCAACUUGUAUCAGUAGUAAAUAAAAUAUGUGACGAUCAAAAUUUUUUAAAUCUAUUUCUCACUUACAAAGCACUGCCAUAUGUUCGCAUACAUUCAUAAUUAUUAUUUACGCUACUAUGUACCUAAGUGCCGGGUUUACAUUACGAAACAAAAAAUAUUUUUUAGAGUUUCCUCCUUAAGAAACGAUAUAUAGCCCCCCGUUUGAAAAAAAUAUGGGCAGUAAAAUUGGAUGAACGAAUGGCAGCGUUCCGUUUUUUGUGCGCAACCUAUUCUGCGCACCUUUCACCGUGCGCUGCUGCCCACAGCGUGCACAUGCGUUCGGGCACGCACGUCGCGGCCUGCUGCACCUCGGUUGCGCACCUUUCACUUUUCAGGCGUUAGUAUUGAGACGUACCUUCAUAAUGUAUGCUGCGGGGCAACAUACAGUAAUUUAGACACGUCGAUCUGAAAGAGUAAACUCCAUUCGUGCAUCGAAGCUAACACACUUUUUUUUUUAUUAAUAUUUAUAAAUGCUACAUAAACAAUAGGAACAUGUCAUUAUUGGUCAUUAUUAUGGAUAGAAUGUUGAUUAUUUGUUUUUACAAUAAAACAUACAUGCCAUGUAAAAUAAUGAAAGAUAAAAAAAUAUAUAAAAGACAAAAUGUAAAAAAAAAUAAAAAUUAUAUAACUAUUAUGUCACAAUCUUGUAUAUUUGUUGUCAUAAAUUAAAUGCUAAAUAAUAUAAGUUGAUUAUAAAUUCAAAUUUUGUCAAUUUUAAUCACUCUUAGCGUAAACCCGGUCUUGUAAGAUGGUAUUAUGAACUUUCCAAUAAUGAUAUUGAUCAUAGAUUGCCACAUUCCAACUGUGGGAGUUUUUGUGAAUGAACAUUCAUUUUCAUUUAAAACAUGCUACUGAAGUAUUCAUUCAAAAUCAUCAUUCAUUGAUGAAUGUUUUAAGCAUAAUAUUAAGUUCAUGUUUAAUAUUAAUAAAUCUUUGCUGUAUCAAAACAAUUAAUUAGAAAUUGAUUUAAUUCCUAAUCAUGCUAAGACUUUUAAAAUUAAAAUAAUUAUAAAUCGAAAGUGAAAUAUGAAUAAAAUAUACUGUUUACACUUAUUCUGAUUUUAAUUAUUAAAUGUUAGUGUAUUAAAAAAAGAUAGAAUAUUGUAAAUAAACCUUAGCUUGUCCAUAUGUCUUACCAUAGUGAUAAUAUAAAUGCAUUUUUUGUGGUAUGUAUUUUGAAAUCUUGUUCAAUUACUGUUUGUAUGUACUCACGUCGCUAGUAUAGUAUGAUGCAAUCUUUAUGACGUUUUAGACUAGCAUUACGAUACAAGAUUUUAGAUGCCAGCGGUAACGCAGGGAUGCGGCGGCAAGGCCAUCUUCCCUCAGUUCUUGAUUUUUGCAUACACUACGUGACACUAGCUUAUUGCUGAGACGUCAUAAGGAUUGCAUCCGAUUAUACUAACUUUAGAUUAUUUCAUAAAAAUUGGACUACAUAUACUAAAAUUAGUAGGUAGGUAUAUGUCCGAAUUAUUUGUACAUGGCACCUUAACAUAUUCAAACAUUAAGUUUGUAUGGAAACUGAUGGAAAUAGAAAUUAUAUAAAAGGACUUUUAAGUAAAUAUUUGUGUCAGAAGGUCUUGAAUAAUUGCAACAUGAACAUCUUUCGUUUCAAAGACACCACACCAGCCGAAUGUAUUAAGGUGUCAGGUCAAAAUCAUUUUCACUACCCUAUAAUAAUUUGUGAUGAAAAAUCCCAAUACCUGAUGUCCAAAGGCUGGCGAGCAAAUGACGAGGUCCUCAAUAAGGUUUUUAGUUACUCUUUAAUUAAUAUGGAUAAUAUUAAUGUUGAAUUAAAGUUGAAUACUAACUUACUAUAAUGAAAUGUUUAUUAAUUUUCGACUUUAUUUCACUUUCACAAUCACAUUAGUUUGAAUAUAACAAACUGUGCUUAGCAAUAGCGAAGACUGAAAUUUUCUCUUAGGUAACCCGUGUUUUUUUAGUCUGAAUGUGUUUUUGACUGAGUAUGUUAAAUUAUAAGUUCCGUGGAUUUUUAAAAGGUAACCCGAUAGGAAUCGAGUUGGUUAGGAACCAUCGCCCCUGCUACUUAGCCGCUCCUCGUCAGGUGCUAAUUUAAUAGUUUGCGACGUGAGUUAUCAUUUUUAUCAAUUUUUAUCAAAUUAUAUUUGUAUUUUUUUUUUACAAUAUGCAUCUACCUACUUUCCAUGUGUAAUUUUAAUUAUGUCAAUAGAAUGUUACUGUUGUAAAUUAGAGGGAUGUAGUUACCACUUCCAAAAUACUGCUAAUAAAGAGUAAUACAAGUA
Bicyclus anynana (squinting bush brown) is the source of this 5448-nucleotide messenger RNA. It is a transcript of the gene prel, whose product is annotated as protein preli-like. Gene Ontology annotation, biological process: phospholipid transport. The record is from RefSeq and is a predicted model, not a curated record. NCBI's taxonomy places the organism in Eukaryota, Metazoa, Arthropoda, Insecta, Lepidoptera, Nymphalidae. The coding region runs from base 373 to 1095 and encodes 240 amino acids. Gene Ontology annotation, molecular function: phosphatidic acid transfer activity. Gene Ontology annotation, cellular component: mitochondrial intermembrane space. The transcript has 6 exons.